CAAAAGUAAUAUUUUUAUCUGUCAUUCCUUUAUUUCUUACAAAAUGGCUGAACUAUAGAGACGCGUACUAAAGUUAUAUUCGUCAUAAUGGAGCUUAAUAACGUUCAAUCUACCAACAAAAACAAGUGCUUAACAAUUUUUUCGAACACAGACGUGUUGAUUUGCGGAGUUAAAUCUACAUCAGUGUGUACGCCCGACGUGAUUUCAUUUCGUGAACGCGUGUGGAUUUCCCCUCAAGAUAAUUCUUUACACUCUGUCGAAAACAUCACCAAGUGCUGCAGAUUCGUGCAUAGGCCUUCUCCGGACAUUGUUCAAGAUUGUAUAAUCCCAACAAUGUGCGCGUGAGUGAAAAUGCCCUAACUGUGAUCUAGUUUACAAGUGUAUAGAAAAUAGUGUAAACAGUAAUAGAAAAAUAAAGAUGAAUUUUGCUACUAAUCGCCCCGAUAGGCGCGCCGUUUUUAGCCCUACGUACUCCAUCGCCAACUACAGUACAGAAACAAAGAAGGAAAUGAGACACUCGUUCGGCGAGGACCUCUUUUUAGUACCAAACAACCUUCAUCUUAUUCCCGAUCCAUUGAUGAAGAAUUUGGCCGAUACGAUCAUCACAGAGGAAAAAAUGGCGCCUAAAUCCAAAUUAAAUAGCAAAAUUGAUGUGAAAACAGAAGAAGACAUGCAUAUCGAACCUGAUUACAAUCCUUUAUCAGGCAUUACAAAUUUCUUUGCUGGCGUCAUGAACGUAAUUACCAGCGCAAUGUUUAGUAAGCGGAAACAAGCUGAUUUCGUUGCGCCGCCGGUCCCCCAGAUGGCGGCACCUACGAUGUGGCAUGCCGCCAAAGUUUUGGAUGAAAAUAAAAUUGUUCAGGAUGAAAAUUGUUCGGGUGAUAAGUCUAGUGAGUUUGCGGCGUCAGAAAUGACUGAGUGUAAGAAGGCGGCGGCCCAUUGUCAGAGCAAACUCGACCAGGUCCGCCUCCUUCUCGGCACGAAGCCUGUACCUUGCAACAGCUGGGCCCGGAGACGACCCAAGCGGGUGUUUGUGGAGGCCAGCUCAGUAGAAGACAGUUUCGAAGAUGCCUUCUCACCUGAAGACUUUGAAAACAUCGCCAACAACUCUUACCUAGAAUACUCCAGUCCUGUGUGUUACCAUGACAACGUUUUCCAUGAGGUUGACGCCCCUAAAGUCAAAACAGAAAUCGCAAAGGCUCCUGAGAGCCCUAAGGAGCCUUCUAAAACAACUGCAGUCCUUCCACAAAUCUGUGAGUCCACAGAAAUUGUCAAAAAUGUACCUGAAAUUGAAACUGCCAAUGAAAUUAGUUUAUUGAAUGAAACAAAGAAAGAGUUGGUCGCUUCUUGUGAAGACAAGCUUAGUAAGCUGAAGGCAUUAAUGCAGGAAAGGAAAAAUAAGUCCAAAUUACCAAUUCAAGUACCAGAACCUGAACCAGUAAAGGUCACAGAACACAUUGACCUUCCAAAGCCUAAAACACAUACUAAAGUAAAAGACAAAAGGUUUAAGAAUCCCAAUCGCACCUGCGGCAAACGGACUAAGUCUAAAAUGAGGAAGAGCAUCCUGGAUGACCUACAAUUCGCAAACGAGAUCUGCAUUGAUGAAAUUGCCAGCCCAGACAACUCUCCAUCAGUUGGUUCCUUCGAGAAAUACAUUACAACACCCACAGAACCAGACAAAGAUUAUUUCGAUGAAGUCUCUGGCCGUUUCAACCCUGGUUCCGUUCCAGAAAGUGAGGAUUCGUUCCAAAUUGUGUUCAAUGACGGUCCUAAGUUACGAAGAACAUCCGACUGUGAAUCAGAAGACUCAUUUAUUGUGUUUGAGGACUCACCAGACAGCUGUUACACAUCCAACGACGUAUUUGGAGAUUCUAGUGAUUCGGAGGAGUACGAUAGUGAUUCUGAUGACAUGAGUGACUCUGGCUGUGGAAAUUUCUCUUUGGCAGCUUCUCAGUUGUCUAAAAGUGUUAAUAAUUUGGCGGACGACAGCCUGUAUGUUGAAGAAAGUGAUGGAGAAGACGAAGUGGACUGUGCUAAUGUGACAAUGUGUGAUAGAGUAGAUCUCGGUGAGCAUGCGGAGGUGGAGAAUAAGAAAUCCAGUGGUCUCCUGCUGGAUGAGAGAAAGAAGAAGUUACGAAGAACAUUACCAGCUAAGAAAGUCCACUUCUCGGAGCAGCCGCCGAAGGUCCACGUGAUGCGAGUCUGGUCGUUCGCAGCGCGUCAGGCCAGAGCUGGUCACUGGGAAAGAUAUGCCCUAGAUCGGGAUAGAUUCAAGAGACGGAUCGCUGAUGUAGACAUGGCUGUCUCCUGGGUCCUCAAACCGCAACAUCGUUCCAGAGUCAUGUUCCAACGCUUCAUGCCCUGGUGGAACGCUUUAAAACGCAAAGAAAUUGCCGAAAAGAAGGAACGGGAAGCUCUCGAAAAGGCUAAAAAGGAAGAAGAGCUGAAGAAACUUGAAGCAGGUAAUGAAAACAAAGCAGAAGAUGAUGCCAAUAAAGAAGAUGAUAAAGAAUUACAAAGUCCUAUGUCUGUUCUAGAAGAGAAUUUUAAGAAUAAUGUCAAAGUAAACGAUUUGACAGAAAAUGUUAAUAAUAGUUACCAAAUUGUACAGGUUAAUGAGAAAAAAGUUGAUCUGGCCACAGAUUAUAAAGUGCCGGCGGUUGAAACUUGACAGAUGUGUAAUGAGGUUUUGUUUGUAGUCUAUGGCGUUGGGUAGUUGUGGUUUGAGAUUGAAAAUACGACCCUAAUACGAUCGGUCUAUUUGGUUCUUUUUUUUUGUUAGAAAA
This is a messenger RNA of Spodoptera exigua (beet armyworm), 2786 nucleotides long. Lineage: Eukaryota; Metazoa; Arthropoda; Insecta; Lepidoptera; Noctuidae. The record is from the annotation of a GenBank genome assembly.